Molecule: messenger RNA, 1200 nt
Organism: Zingiber officinale
Lineage: Eukaryota; Viridiplantae; Streptophyta; Magnoliopsida; Zingiberales; Zingiberaceae
Product: MADS-box protein SOC1-like
Exons: 6
Coding region: 152-1036 (294 amino acids)
Biological process (GO): regulation of DNA-templated transcription
Cellular component (GO): nucleus
Molecular function (GO): DNA-binding transcription factor activity
Source: RefSeq, a predicted model, not a curated record
GUCACGGAGCUCGACAGUUGAGGCCGAGUUCUCUUUCUAUUCGAGGCAACAAGUAGCUAUAAAAAUAAAGAGAGUCCUUCUUUUUUAUGGGAUUCUACGAACACUGCCACCGAAAAGUAAAGCGAUUAGCAAAGAGAGGAAGUCACAGCCAAUGAUAUUUAUUUUUUGGAUUUAUUUAUUUAUUCUACUCUCUCCAAAAGAAUUAUUCUUCCCGAUCCUUCUUUUUUUUACUUUCUUCCAUUAUUCUCCAGCAUCUCUAGCACGUUUUAUUCUCUUAUCAGACUCAAAUCGCACUACGCGGAAGGAGAAAGGGGAUCAGAUCGGCGAUGGUGAGGGGGAAGACGGAGAUGAGGAGGAUCGAGAACGCCGCGAGCCGGCAGGUGACCUUCUCCAAGCGCCGGAACGGCCUCAUCAAGAAGGCCUACGAGAUCUCCAUUCUCUGCGACGCCGAGGUGGCUCUCAUCGUCUUCUCCAGCCGCGGCCGCCGCUACGAGUUCGCCAGCUCCAGGUUUUAACCUCUUCUUCCUCUUCCUCCAUUGAAAAGACAACGGAUCGCUACCUAAUACGCACAAAAAAUGUGAACAUCAAACCGAGUGCAACAAGUCAUAAUACGCAGCUUGAAGCCACAAAUGUCAUGAAGAAGAUCACGCUUAUCGAAUCCCAUAGAAGGAAGCUGUUGGGUGAAAACUUGGGAUCUUGCUCAGAAGAGGAACUGCAAGAACUUGGGAACCAAUUAGAGGAAAGCCUCAGCCAAAUUAGGAAAAGAAAAGUAUUUUCUACUGCGAUCAACUUCAUUCCUUCUCAUACUCAGCUGAUUGCAAACCUCAAGGAAAAGGAGAGGGGCCUUCUGAAUGAAAAUAGUGUAUUAAGAGAAAAGUUGAAUGGAGGGAGGAUGCUACAAUUUAGUACUGCAGAAGUCACACAGGAAGAUCAGGAUGCUGCAGGAAUCACAGAGGUAGAGACCGAGCUGACGAUAGGGAGGCCAGGAACUCGCGACACGAGCCGUGCGUGCUCAUGUUCAAAUCUUGUUCAAUAAUCAGCUAAGAUUAUUUAUAGGUGCACUAAGGCAUGUACAGCUAAAAGAACCCAAGCCAGAGGAGAGGAAGGAAACUAGCUGAAAUGUAAGUUAAGGAUGCUCGUGUUAAGAACUCUUUGUCAUUCAGACUUAUGCAAGAACGAUAUGUUUCAAGUUUCAACUCA